GGGGCGGCCGCGCAGGCGCACUGGGCUGUCGGCGGCGCGCUGCAGCUAUGGAGCAGACCCCUCCAGACCCCGAGAGGCAGGUGCAGCCAGCGUCCCUGGAGCCGCUGAGCGGCCCCGAUGACGACCUGGAAGCUGCAGUCAGUAAGGAAGCCGACGGGGCCCAGCGAGAAGGCUCUGGGACGGACACGAUGACAGAAAAUAAUUUUUUCUUGAAGAAGAUAGAAAUCAGUGUUUCUGAAGCAGAAAAGCGAACUGGAAGAAAUGCAGUGAACAUGCAGGAAACAUACACCGCUUACCUCGUGGAAACCAGGUCGGCUGAACGCGCGGACAGUCAGAGCGUCCUCACAGACUCGCUGUGGAGGCGGUACAGCGAGUUUGAGCUGUUGAGAAACUACCUUUUGGUUUGCUAUCCACAUAUUGUUGUGCCGCCGUUACCAGAGAAACGGGCAGAAUUUGUUUGGCAUAAACUCUCUGCUGACAACAUGGACCCUGAUUUUGUAGAAAGACGACGGAUCGGUUUAGAGAACUUUCUCUUGAGAGUUGCUUCACAUCCCGUCCUUUGUAGAGACAAAAUCUUCUAUUUGUUUUUAACCCAGGAAGGCAACUGGAAGGAGACUGUGAAUGAAACUGGGUUUCAGCUUAAGGCAGACUCCAGGUUAAAAGCGCUUAAUGCAACAUUCAGAGUGAAAAACCCAGACAAGAGGUUUACUGAACUGAAGCACUACAGUGACGAACUGCAGUCAGUUAUCUCCCAUCUGCUUCGAGUCAGAGCUAGAGUAGCAGAUCGACUCUAUGGAGUAUAUAAAGUACAUGGGAAUUACGGGCGAGUGUUCAGUGAAUGGAGUGCCAUAGAGAAAGAGAUGGGUGACGGCCUGCAGAGUGCUGGGCAUCACAUGGACGUGUAUGCGUCUUCUAUUGAUGACAUUUUAGAAGAUGAAGAACAUUAUGCAGAUCAGUUAAAAGAGUACCUUUUCUAUGCAGAAGCACUACGGGCCGUGUGCAGGAAGCAUGAACUCAUGCAGUACGACCUGGAGACGGCCGCGCAGGACCUUGCUUCCAAGAAGCAGCAGUGUGAGGAGCUGGCCACGGGGACUGUGAGGACGUUCUCCUUGAAGGGGAUGACCACCAAGCUGUUCGGUCAGGAGGCCCCAGAGCAGAGGGAAGCCCGGAUAAAGGUGCUGGAAGAGCAGAUCGGUGAAGGCGAGCAGCAGCUGAAGUCUAAAAACCUGGAAGGCAGAGAAUUUGUGAAAAAUGCUUGGGCUGAUAUUGAACGCUUCAAAGAGCAGAAGAACCGCGACCUAAAGGAGGCCCUCAUCAGCUACGCCGUCAUGCAGAUCAGCAUGUGCAGGAAGGGAAUUCAAGUUUGGACCAAUGCCAAGGAAUGCUUUAGCAAGAUGUGAUCCUGUGAGAUGAAUUCUCUUCAGUCAAAGUUCCCCAAAACAGAAGCACAAGUACAUGAAUUUAAGUUGCUAUCCAGUGUCAGAAAAAAUACAUAAGUUGAAUAAAUUCAACUUUCUUUAAUUUGAUUAUAGUUGUGUUUACAUAGCACAAAAAGGAUGUAUUUAAUAAAGAUUACAUAUUGUAAUUUGAGGUUUUGGGGAUUGGUGCUGAUUCCAAAAGGUUAAUUAAUAAUAUAAACCAAUAGAUUAUCUGUCAGGCUUCUGAACCAAACACUCAGUAUCCCCAUGCCAGUUUCUAGAGGCUCCUUUCUACGCCACUGUUUCAGAUCUGUCCAGAGUUUUUUUUUGUAAGACUGAAUUUGUUUAUUGACUUGGUGAGACCCACUAAUUAGAGGGGCUUAUUUUCUCUGGCCUUAUAAUUGAGCUGUUUGGUUUAACAAGGCUCAACUGUAAUUUAUUACAAAAUCUAAGAUUUUCUCCCACAUUCAUUGAUGUCCCUGUCACAUCUAUAUAAAAUAGAAAAUGCCUUUCUUCAGUUUGUGUUUUAUCAGAAUUUUGAUACUGAUCAGAAAUUUUAUACUGCAAACAAGUCUCAGCUUCUCAGAGGGGAAACGCAUUGUUAGGAUCUGGGAACUGUUGUACAGAAAGUUUCUCUGAUACAGGGUGGAGUGCGUUGGUAGGACUGAGGAUCUACUGUAUAGAAAGUUUUAAUCGAGCGUUAGUGAUUGUCUUUCUUUUUUUUUUUGUACUGGGGAUCGAACUCUCAACUUCACACAUGCCAGGCAGGCGCUUGUGCUGCUGAGCUAAAUCCCCAGCCCCUCUCAGAUUAAUUCUUAACCGCAGCAAUGAGCCUGAUUUUCUCUGCUUGGCUCUCUACACAUGGUAUUUCAGGGUAUGAGAUGUCGCAUCUCCCCGUGUGAGAUCUCUGUAGUGAACAUGGUGAUCAUUCCUCUAACCGUGUCAUCCUUUUCUAUUGCUUGGCUGUAAUUUUUGUAAAGAUAAAUUAUGUUGUUUUUUUGAUGUGUGUUUUUGUGGUAUCUGUUCAGAAGCCAGACACUCUCAUUUGCUAGCUUUGCAGAAUCUUAAAUGUGUAUUCAUUAUUGUAAUGAUGUUUUAGAAUAAACCCCAGUACUAUGUAACAUUUGACUCUUUUUUACAUGUUUAAAUUGUUGCUGGAUUUUUGUGCUGUUUGCCAAACUUAUACAAUAAAUAAAUGAAGUCUGGGCUGA
This is a messenger RNA of Cavia porcellus (domestic guinea pig), 2629 nucleotides long. It is a transcript of the gene Snx4, whose product is annotated as sorting nexin 4. The coding region runs from base 48 to 1400 and encodes 450 amino acids. The transcript is spliced from 14 exons. NCBI's taxonomy places the organism in Eukaryota, Metazoa, Chordata, Mammalia, Rodentia, Caviidae. The record is from RefSeq and is a predicted model, not a curated record. Gene Ontology annotation, cellular component: SNARE complex; early endosome membrane; plasma membrane. Gene Ontology annotation, molecular function: phosphatidylinositol-3-phosphate binding. Gene Ontology annotation, biological process: positive regulation of autophagosome assembly; protein transport.